AUGGUCACAAAACAUCAUACUGAAAAGGAUCAUUUGGAUGAAGCUACGACGGAUCCCGAAGUUAAACGGGUAAAAUUAGAAAACAAGCUGGAAGGAACACAAUCUGAAGAGGCAAGAACGAACGAACCAGAAAGUACCAAUAAGGAGGAAAGAGGGGGGUUUGAAAAGGAAACAGAAAGAAUUGGAGGAUCUGAAGUGAUCACAGAUGUUGAAAAAGGAAUUGUCAAAUUUGAAUUUGAUGGUGUUGAAUACACAUUUAAAGAGAGACCCAGUGUUGUCGAGGAAAACGAAGGGAAAAUCGAGUUUAGGGUAGUAAAUAAUGAUAAUACUAAAGAAAAUAUGAUGGUUCUCACAGGACUAAAAAACAUUUUUCAAAAGCAAUUACCGAAGAUGCCCAAGGAAUAUAUUGCCAGAUUAGUCUACGACCGAAGCCAUCUUUCCAUGGCUGUCAUUAGAAAGCCCUUAACUGUUGUAGGUGGUAUAACAUAUCGACCUUUCGAUAAAAGAGAAUUUGCAGAAAUUGUCUUCUGUGCCAUUAGUUCGACAGAGCAAGUUCGCGGUUAUGGUGCGCAUUUAAUGAAUCAUCUCAAAGACUAUGUUAGAAAUACUUCCAACAUAAAAUACUUCUUGACAUAUGCAGAUAAUUACGCCAUUGGUUAUUUCAAAAAGCAAGGUUUCACCAAAGAAAUCACAUUAGAUAAAAGUAUAUGGAUGGGGUAUAUUAAAGAUUAUGAAGGUGGUACGUUGAUGCAAUGCUCUAUGUUACCAAGGAUACGAUAUUUGGACGCAGGUAAGAUCCUGUUAUUACAGGAAGCGGCUCUACGAAGAAAAAUAAGGACGAUUUCGAAGUCACAUAUUAUAAGGCCUGGAUUAGAGCAAUUCAGAGACUUGAAAAAUAUCAAACCAAUUGAUCCAAUGACUAUUCCUGGUUUGAAAGAAGCCGGUUGGACUCCUGAAAUGGAUGCGUUGGCGCAACGUCCAAAACGUGGCCCUCAUGAUGCAGCAAUACAAAACAUACUCACAGAGUUACAAAAUCAUGCAGCAGCCUGGCCUUUCUUACAGCCCGUUAAUAAAGAGGAAGUGCCCGAUUACUAUGAUUUUAUCAAAGAGCCAAUGGACUUGAGUACCAUGGAAAUAAAACUAGAAAACAACAAAUAUCAAAAAAUGGAAGAUUUCAUAUAUGAUGCUAGAUUGGUGUUCAACAAUUGUCGAAUGUACAAUGGUGAAAAUACAUCGUAUUAUAAGUAUGCUAAUAGGUUAGAGAAGUUUUUCAACAAUAAAGUAAAAGAAAUACCUGAAUAUUCGCACCUGAUUGAUUAA
Saccharomyces mikatae IFO 1815 is the source of this 1320-nucleotide messenger RNA. RefSeq names its product histone acetyltransferase GCN5 (gene GCN5). The record is from RefSeq and is a predicted model, not a curated record. Gene Ontology annotation, molecular function: histone H3 acetyltransferase activity; protein binding. The coding region runs from base 1 to 1320 and encodes 439 amino acids. Gene Ontology annotation, biological process: positive regulation of transcription by RNA polymerase II; chromatin remodeling. Gene Ontology annotation, cellular component: histone acetyltransferase complex. The transcript has a single exon. NCBI's taxonomy places the organism in Eukaryota, Fungi, Ascomycota, Saccharomycetes, Saccharomycetales, Saccharomycetaceae.